Messenger RNA from Acytostelium subglobosum LB1, 396 nucleotides. RefSeq lists its product as hypothetical. The transcript is spliced from 3 exons. NCBI's taxonomy places the organism in Eukaryota, Evosea, Eumycetozoa, Acytosteliales, Acytosteliaceae. The record is from RefSeq and is a predicted model, not a curated record. Bases 1 to 396 code for a protein of 131 amino acids.
AUGAGUCAGAACUAUCACCAUCAUCAUCACUGCAAGUCAACUGGCGUUGCCUACUUGCUUUGGCUCUUCCUGGGUCUCUUUGGUGUACACAGAUUCUAUCUUCACCGUUAUGCAUCUGGUUUCAUUUAUCUCUUCACAGCUGGAAUAUUCGGUAUUGGAUGGUUGCUCGAUCUUUUCUUGAUCCCAUCGAUGGUUAGACACUUUAACAACCAUCACUUCUCUGAUGAGACUAUCAUCGUGGCCCCAGCCCCAAUCAUUUACCACAACCAACCAUACCAACCGGUGGCCUACCAGCCACAGCCAUACUAUGCGUAUGGUCAGCAACCACAGAUGGUUCAACCAAUCCAGCCCCAGCCAAUGCCAUACCAGCCACAGCCAGCCUAUGGCCAGUACUAA